Molecule: messenger RNA, 444 nt
Organism: Pieris macdunnoughi
Lineage: Eukaryota; Metazoa; Arthropoda; Insecta; Lepidoptera; Pieridae
Source: the annotation of a GenBank genome assembly
AUGGCGUUAAAACGAAUUAAUAGGGAAUUACAAGACCUGGGUAGGGACCCUCCAGCACAAUGCUCCGCAGGCCCACACGGAGAAGAUCUAUUUCACUGGCAGGCCACAAUAAUGGGUCCAGUCGACAGUCCUUAUCAAGGAGGUGUCUUCUUUUUGACUAUACAUUUUCCAACAGACUAUCCAUUUAAACCACCAAAAGUUGCAUUCACAACACGUAUCUACCAUCCUAAUAUAAACAGUAAUGGUUCAAUCUGUCUCGACAUUCUGCGCUCACAGUGGUCUCCGGCACUAACCAUAUCUAAAGUGUUGCUCUCAAUCUGUUCACUGCUAUGUGAUCCAAACCCUGAUGAUCCUUUGGUACCAGAAAUCGCUAGGAUCUACAAAACUGACAGAGAAAAGUACAAUGAAUUAGCCAGAGAGUGGACUAGGAAGUAUGCCAUGUGA